Adelges cooleyi (spruce gall adelgid) is the source of this 3857-nucleotide messenger RNA. RefSeq names its product ribosomal protein S6 kinase beta-2-like. The record is from RefSeq and is a predicted model, not a curated record. Gene Ontology annotation, molecular function: protein serine/threonine kinase activity; ATP binding. Lineage: Eukaryota; Metazoa; Arthropoda; Insecta; Hemiptera; Adelgidae. The transcript has 13 exons. Bases 398 to 2215 code for a protein of 605 amino acids. Gene Ontology annotation, biological process: protein phosphorylation.
UUCCUCAUCGCGUUUUACACCACCACGACAUUCCUUUCAUUCCGAUCCAAUCGCAUUACUUACAGUUUUGCCAUAUUGCCGAUUUUGUGAAGAGAAUUUUUCUACGUGUGAUUAGUGAACAAUCGCGCACAACGAUAUCGUCGCCGUCGUGGAAAUUUGUGCAAUUAAUUUUUCGAUUAAUGUUAAUGCAAAAUUAUUAUUAAUAAAGUGUUGUACUCGUUUGAAUUUUGAAUUGCUUCAGUAAUUUGUACCUACUUUUUUUUUACAACAUAUCGAGAUCACCUUAAUAAUAUAUUGACGGCGACAUGUCGUCCGUCUUCCGUGUACAAUUAUUUUGAUUUCAAGUCGCCAAAAAAUCACUAUUGCAUCGAAUUGAAAAAACUUAGCCGUGAAAACCAUGGCCGAGGUCGUCGUGUUCGACAUAGAGCUACAAAACAACGAUGCUUCUAAAAGUCAAAAAAAUAACAGCGACUCUGACGAUGAGUUAAUCGAAUUUGGAGAGGGAUGUUUUGUUCAAGAACCAAACAUAUAUGAAUACGAUGAAAAGUCGAGUGAUGUAGAGACUUUAAAAUUAUCAGACAAAACUGUAAACCAAACAAAGGAAAAGUUAUCUCCAGAAUGUUUUAGCAUUUUAAAAGUUCUGGGUAAAGGAGGUUAUGGUAAAGUAUUCCAGGUUAGGAAAAAAACUGGAAAAGAUGCAAAUCGUAUAUUUGCUAUGAAAGUUUUGCGGAAAGCUACAAUAGUACGUAAUUCCAAGGAUAUGGCUCAUACUAAAGCUGAGCGUAAUAUCCUCGAGGCUGUUAAGCACCCAUUCAUAGUCAGUUUAUUCUAUGCAUUCCAAACGAAUGGGAAGUUAUAUCUGAUUUUGGAGUAUUUAAACGGUGGUGAACUUUUCAUGCAUUUGGAGAGAGAAGGAAUUUUUCUUGAAGAUACUGCGUGCUUUUAUUUGGCAGAAAUUAUUAUUGCAAUACAACAUUUGCAUAGCCAGGGCAUUAUCUACAGAGAUUUGAAACCAGAAAAUGUUUUAUUAGAUCACGAAGGGCAUUUAAAAUUGACAGAUUUUGGUUUAUGCAAAGAACAUGUUCACGAAGGUAGCGUCACACAUACAUUUUGUGGCACAAUCGAGUAUAUGGCACCAGAAAUAUUAACCAGAAGCGGACAUGGUAAACCAGUUGAUUGGUGGUCACUCGGCGCAUUAAUGUUUGAUAUGCUAACGGGAACUCCUCCAUUUAGUGCCGACAACAGGAAGAAAACUAUUGAAAAAAUCCUCCGGGGUAAACUAAUUAUGCCUCCAUACGUUUCACCUGAAGCUAAAGAUCUUAUGAGAAAACUACUUAAAAGACAAGUUAACCAUAGGCUUGGGUCUGGUCCAAAUCAAGGGGACGACAUUAGAAAUCAUCGCUUCUUCCAAAAAAUACUGUGGAAAGAUAUUAUUAACCGUUCUUGUGAAGCUCCAUAUAAGCCGAAACUGGCUGGCGCUGAAGAUACAACACAGUUUGAUUCCAGGUUUACUAAUCAACUUCCAGUCGACUCACCAGUUGAUGAUUCGUUUAUGCCUCAUGAUAACGAUGAAUUCAAAUUUGAUGGUUUUACGUACAUAGCUCCAUCUUUAUUAGAUACUUUAGGUACGAGUUCAAGUCGUGAUCAUGUAAUUAAUAGUCACCAUAGAACAGAUGAAUCAAUGGUAAAAUCAAUGGAGGAAGAAGAUCAUUUUCAUAAAACUGUAAUGCAAAAAAAACCAAAACUUGAUCCAAGGAUACACAAGUCAACACCUACUAUUGUUCAAGCUGGAUGCUGUGAUUCAAAAAAGCCUGCUGACCAAUUUCACAAAGGGCAGGCACCACGUAAUCUCAACCCCUUUAGUGACUUUGAACCUAUCGCGUCAACGUGUGCCCAGCUUUCGGCGACAAGGAUAGAUGAAGAAAUGGAAACUGAAAAAGAGUCUCCGUCGCCAUCACCAUAUCCAAAUGUCAUCAGAUCCAACCCAGUAGCAAUGAAUCAACCACGAAUUGUUAGGCCGAGUGCUACUAAUAAUAGAGAAAUCGACCAAUCGAGACUGUUUGAUGCUUGUGCGCGGCCGUUUACCAACCAUGCAGCCCGUAAACCGUAUAGACCUCAUGUUUUGACUACAGUCAAUAGCAAUAAUUUUUUGAAUCAGAACCAAGACGAGAUGAUGGAAGUAGCGUCUACGUCUAGUAUACCGGCUCAAAUAUAAAUAAGGUUAUCAUCAUUUUUAGGAAAGACUUAUUUCCAAACAAAUGAUACUGUUACCUCAAUCAAGUGAUAAUAUUUUAUAUAAAUUAGUAGACCUGGGCUACAUUUAAUGACUCAUUGGUGAUAAAAACCGUCAAAAGAUCAGCGAUCAUUUUAAUUGAUUGGAAAAUGUGUUUUUCUAAAUUCACUAGGGUCAUGCAUAUUUAAAUUGUUAUUUUAAAUUAUGUAGCAUUUAAUAUUAAGGAACAUGUUAAAACUUUGUAUAAUUAAGAUAUACUCUAAACCAAACAUAUUUUCAUCUAUUCAUUUAUCUUCUAUUAUUACCAAAUUAAAAAUUAUAGUGUUGUAAGUUGGUAGCCAAGGUCUAUUUUAACUUGCCGUCAACUUAAUACUGUUAUAAUUUAAUUAAUCUAAUAUUAUUAUCAUGUUGUUUUGGCUAACAAAUAAUGGAAAUAGUCUGUUCCCUUUUAAAUAUUACCGUGAUAUUGACAUUAUCGAUCACACUGUGAUUGAUUUAAAUGUAUUAUGUUUAUUUUGUUUUUCUCCUUACCCCUUACCACGUUAGAGUUAUUGUUAUUUAGCUAAAUUAUUAAUCCAGUGUUUUAUUUUAAUUAUUUUUUUUCUAUAGAAGUUGUUUUAUUCGCCUAUUAAAAAAAGUAUAUUAAUAAUUUAGUAAAAGGUAGUUAAUUAUGUACAAUUAAUUCAAAAACAAAUUAUACUAUCAUAAAAAAUAAAUUAUUAAUAAAUAAAAAUAAAAGAAUUGUGAAAAGUAUGCUUUUCGUUUUAAAAUAGAGCACACUCUAAUUCUCUCUCAGUUUUACUGUCUUAAUAAUGUUAGCUUUUGUUUUUUUAUUAAUGUACAUAUAAGUCAUGCAAUAUUACACAUAUUAUAUAUUUAAAAAGUAUACAUGUAUUUUUUUUUCAAGCUUUAAUGUCAAUCUCUUCAGUAGUAAAUACAAAUUAUGUUUGUACUAAUGAACUAUAGGUUACUACCAUUAGAACCUAAAAAUAAAUGUUUUUGUUUAUAUUUUAAAUAGGAUUUUAAUAUAAUUUUAUUAGACCAAAUUUUAUGUGUUAUUAGACCCCAAAAUAUUUACUUAUAUGCAAAUUGUUUAUUCGUAUCAUAAUAAGAAUGAAGUGUAAAUUUUGGAUGAAUACUUAGUAGUUUCUUCAAAUUGUUCUUUCAUCUAUAUUUACUAGGAGCAGUAAAAGUACUAAUGCUAAUAAUUAUUAUUAUUAUUGAGUAUUUUAUUAUUACCAUUAUUUUUAUUGUUGUUAAUAAACAAAGAUUUGAGAUAUCUCUUUAGAUUUAACAGUUUUUAACUUUGUGAUUGUAUGCAACUAAUAUUUUUUAUUAAUGUUAAUAUUUUUACCGACCCAUACAUUAAAUGUAAGUAACAUUGACAUUAUAUUUGAUACUUUUUAAAGUUGUUCAAUUUUUCAUGUACAGAGAUUUUUAAUGAAUUUUGAAACGAAACUACUGUGUUCAUUCGUUAGUUAAUAAUAAUAUUUUAUGAUUAAUUAUUAUGUUUACUUUGAAGGCUGUAGAUAUUGUAGCCUCUAUUGUACACCAGUAAUGAUUUAUGAAAUAAUCAAUAUAAUUAAAUGUAAAAUUAUGAAUAAAAGAUUAUGUUUGUAUUAAA